This is a messenger RNA of Camponotus floridanus (Florida carpenter ant), 2960 nucleotides long. It is a transcript of the gene Gat-1B, whose product is annotated as sodium- and chloride-dependent GABA transporter 1. Gene Ontology annotation, biological process: sodium ion transmembrane transport. The transcript is spliced from 15 exons. Bases 764 to 2743 code for a protein of 659 amino acids. The record is from RefSeq and is a predicted model, not a curated record. NCBI's taxonomy places the organism in Eukaryota, Metazoa, Arthropoda, Insecta, Hymenoptera, Formicidae. Gene Ontology annotation, cellular component: membrane.
AGAAUAUCGCACGAUCAGUCAGCGUGAUUCGCGCGUACAUACAUCGGUCAAUCUCUCCGCACGAGAGAUCCUAAAUAUAGAGUGACACAUUAAUUUGUUGAAUGGAAAGAUAGGUGCGUUCAUACUCGAGGGGAACCGAGUGUCAUUGUGGGGUGGAUCGUGACGGGGUACGGCAGAAAUCUCUGCAUCCGCGCGGGCCCUUCCUUGAAUUCGCGCUCGGCUAAACAUUCGACUGACGUUAUUCAAAAGGGGUGAUUUCGCUCUCCUUCAGAAAUUUUACAUCCCCCGUGUCGAAGAUCCCGGAAGUGAUCCUUGCAUUGAAAGGAUCACGAAAGAAUAUUGGGCUUCAAGGAUGCCGAGGAUACAGACAUAAAGAUCAGUGCAAGAAGGAUACCGAGAAGAGGAAAUAGGAUAUUUACAAGAAAAACGCAUAUUGGAUCACUCAAUAACUACGACAUACAAUACAAGACGGAUGAUAUGUAAUAUGCACAGGGCAUCGUGAGUUAAAUAUUAAAAUAGGACAAGGUUGUGACGACGAGAAUGUAUUCGGUGAAUACUAUGAUUCCCGGAAGUGGCUCGUUAUUCAUCGUUCGUCAUCAUCAAGACCCUUGUCUACUAUAUGUAAUACCUUGUAUGCGCUCAUAUAUGUGCGAUGACGACGAUGAUCACGAUGAAUAUUACGAGAGAGAUCCCUCGAUCGGUUAGGAGGAUGAGGUAAAUCCUUCAAUCCCGAUCUCGUUCCGCGAUUUCGUCGCAAUAAAUAAUGCCUUCGAGAGGAUCGACCGGUCGUCCCAAGGUAGACAGAUCCACCAGUCCUCUAUCGCGGAAAUCGGCGACGAGUUCCGCAAAUCCAGUGCAGGAGUUGAAGGCUCUUUUCGCCGAACCUACCAGCAACGAAUUGCCAGUUCUCCCUAAUGGCGAAAAGGAGCCGGACUUCCGAUUUGAGGCCAUACAAUGUCUGCGGCAAUCCUCCAUCAUCAAGAAAGACAUCAUCCACGAUCUACCGGAACGAGGAAACUGGAGCAGCAAGAUCGAAUUUAUUUUAUCCGUCGUGGGAUUAGCGAUAGGUUUAGGAAAUCUGUGGCGAUUUCCCUACCUCUGCUACAAGAAUGGCGGCGGUGCUUUCAUGGUGCCCUACUUCAUCGCGCUCGCAUUGGCCGGUAUACCCAUGUUCCUAAUGGAAUUGUCCUUGGGACAAAUGUUGACGAUAGGUGGUUUAGGUGUCUUUAAGAUAGCACCAAUUUUUAAAGGCAUUGGAUAUGCGACUUGCGUGCUCUCCUGCUGGACCAAUGUGUAUUAUAUCAUCAUUCUUGCUUGGGCACUCUUCUACUUCUUAGUCUCUUUACGAGCCGACGUACCCUGGAGAACGUGCGACAAUUCAUGGAACACGCGCUACUGCAUCACACCAGAUGAACGUUUGAAUGUUUCAUGCUGGCAGGAUUACUGGCCGAAUGAUUUCAUAUGCGCUACGUCUCUCGGGAAUUUGAGCCAUGAACUGCUGAAAGACCCAGUCAAGGAAUUUUGGGAGAGACGGACCCUGCAGAUUUCAACUGGCAUCGAAGCCGUGGGUGGUAUAAGAUGGGAACUAGCUGGUACGCUCGCAGUCGUAUGGAUCAUGUGCUACUUUUGCAUCUGGAAAGGCGUCAAAUGGACUGGCAAGGUCGUCUAUUUCACGGCUCUUUUUCCGUACGCCUUACUAGCAGUGCUGCUCAUAAGAGGUCUGACACUUCCCGGUGCUUCGGAAGGUUUGAAAUAUUAUGCUACACCAAAUCUCUCAAAACUCGGUGAUCCCGAGGUAUGGAUAGACGCGGUAACGCAAAUAUUCUUCACUUACGCUCUCGGUUUAGGUGCAUUGGUAGCUCUAGGCAGUUACAACAAGUUCAACAAUAACGUUUACAAAGACGCUCUCAUUGUAUGCGGAGUGAAUACUUGUACCAGUCUGCUUAGUGGAGUAGUUAUAUUCUCUGUAGUCGGUUUUAUGGCUCAUGAACAACAGAAACCUGUAGCCGAUGUAGCUGCUUCUGGACCUGGUCUGGCAUUCUUAGUUUAUCCCUCAGCGGUAUUACAAUUACCGGGAGCGUCAAUUUGGUCGAGUCUAUUUUUCUUCAUGCUUCUUCUGAUAGGCUUAGACAGUCAGUUCUGCACCAUGGAAGGUUUUAUCACCGCCGCCGUGGACGAGUGGCCGCGACUUCUCAGAAAACGAAAAGAAAUGUUUAUCGCUAUCGUAUGCCUGAUCUCCUAUUUAAUUGGGCUUUUGUGCAUUACGGAAGGCGGAAUGUAUGUGUUUCAACUCUUGGAUACAUACGCCGUGAGUGGAUUUUGCCUGUUAUUCCUGAUGUUUUUUGAAUGCAUUUCCGUAUCAUGGGCAUUCGGAGUAGAUCGAUUUUACGAUGGCAUAAGAGACAUGAUAGGCUAUUAUCCCUGCUUCUGGUGGAAGAUAUGCUGGACAUUUACUACGCCUGCUAUUUGUGUGGGCGUUUUCAUCUUUAAUAUCAUUAAGUUUGUUCCUGUGAAAUAUCUUACGUACGAAUUUCCAUGGUGGAGCCAUUUGUUGGGAUGGCUCGCAGGUCUCUCCUCGAUGUUGUGCAUUCCAGGCUACAUGAUUUACAUCUGGAAUGUUACAUCCGGAACUACCUCAGAAAAAUAUCGAAAAUUGAUAAAAAUAGAAGACGAUAUUGCUGCCUUACGAAAGAAACUCAAUCCAGUCAAAGCCGCUGCCAUCGAUGCAGAAUUCGAGUUAUAAAAUCAUAUUGUGCCUUCUUCAAUAAAUACAUAUAUGAUGGACUAUAAAACAUUAAUAAGAAAGAUUUAAACGCAACGGAAACGAUUCAAUAAUAAAUUCAGGUUUUAUUAUGAUAGUAUUAAAAUAAGAUCAUGUAUUUCAUUGACACUAUAAGCACGAUAUCACAUCGAGCGAUGUUUAUUAAUUAAUAUAUCAUAUACUCAUCAUUUGUUUCCAA